Molecule: messenger RNA, 1900 nt
Organism: Daphnia magna
Lineage: Eukaryota; Metazoa; Arthropoda; Branchiopoda; Diplostraca; Daphniidae
Exons: 6
Coding region: 479-1183 (234 amino acids)
Source: RefSeq, a predicted model, not a curated record
UACAAAGAGAGAGAGAGUUUAGCUGCGGCUGUUCAGUUACCGUCUAACGCUGGUCCAAUUCAGACCACCACCACAUGGCUCUCUUUCUCCCUUGUGUUGCAGGCGAUCAAUGAAAACCGUUUGUCCAGUUGCAACAAACAGAAGACAAGAGAGGACAGCCUUCAAUCAACUUCCGAUCGGUCAACAGUUGGACAUCUGAUUGGCGAAAGUGAAGUGACUGUUUCGAAAGUGGAGUGUUUCGGUGCAUCGAAUACGACCUACCGUCAACACACACUCUGAAAGAACGGGGGGAAGAGUGGGGAGCAAAACAAAAGAGAAACACAUCAGUGCGCGCAUAUGUUUCUUCUUUUCUCCUCUUUUUCGUAAAAAGAAAAGCAAGAUUUCCCUCGAUUGGGUAAAACCAAAACAAAAAAAGUUAUCUCGAAAUCAACGCCUAAUCAGGACACACACACACACACACAAACACACACACAAGAAAAUGGAAGCGUCAAGAGUGAGCCGGCCAAGACGCCGGCGAUCUAUUUUCACGCAUUCCAUUUCCAGGGGAGUCAUAGCGACGACGAUAGCGACAUUCCUACGUUCGGUGGAUGCCAGCAGCGGAGUUAUCGGCGGGCAUCAUCCUAGCGCUCACGCGCUCAGUUACAUCCUGUCAUCUCACAAUCAGCACAAUGGCACGAUUGGAGGCUCUGGGGGGCAGUCCCUGGAUUAUGGAGGAUUCACAGAGGAGAGUUUCGAAGAAAACGAAAUUAUCGAAUCUUCAGUUCCCCCUGGCCAGCCACCUGGUAAUCCAGCUCAAACAGUCAUCGAUAUCAUUGCUGUAUUUGGCGCCAUGUUUGUUGCCGCUGUUGCCAUCAUCCUCAUAACCGUCUACAUCAGUAAGUUACGCAAGAGACAGUCCAGUGCUUUAUCGACACCUGACGCGGAAGUGGCGUCUACGUCGCCAUCUUCAGACUGUUCGGCUUGUCCUCACAGUGGCGAUCCCGGAAGCGCUGCAUCUAUCGCCCAAUUCAAUAAGGAAGUCCAGGAUGCCUGGAGUGCAAUUGAUUUUGGACAGAAACCGAGCCUUUGGCGUAAGACGAUUCGUAGCGUGAUUCUUCGACUACGGGGCCAGGAGCAACACAAGGAUGUUUAUGUUAUGCCACAACAUCUAAGGGAUCAACUCAAGCAGAUGUAUGUCUACUGAACAUUAUGUUUUUCCCCCGGAGCUUCUGCAACGGUCCCGAACCGUUGCCCAUUUUUUUAUUUUUUUUAUUUUUUACCUCCAAAACAAAAACGUUGCGAUUUUAAAUUUCGCGCGCGCGCGCCAAAAUUUUCCACUUUUUUUUUAAAGAAAAAAAAAUAACGAAAAGAGAAAUUCGAAAUUUUAAGAUUUACAGAGUAUUACGACAGAAAACACAUUUACAAAUCAUACCACACCAUUUUGAAAAAAAAAAAAAAAGAAAAACGUUACCUGAAUGUAUAGAAACUUGUACAUAAAAAGCAAAACAGAGAGAGCAAUGGAGAAAAGCGAAAUCAUUUGUGACAAAUUAUUAUUAUUUUCUUUUUCUUCUUAAAUGCCAUGUCCGACAAUUAUUAUUUCCUUCUUCAAAUGUUUAUUGAUUCUCCAGAAAAUUCGAAUGAACAACUUUCUCUGCGACAUCCCUCCUGUCAAUUUCCCGCUCUCAAAAGUGUUUUAAAGAAAUAAGACGCCACAAAAAAUCAAUGGAAACGCUUUUUUUUUUAAAUGUAUAUUUCCCGAUCUUGUAUGUAUUUGUAUGUAAUGUCAGUGAAUCGAUUGUACAGCCCCGUUUUCCCCUCCCCCCAUCUAUCUUAUCCGAUUCCCCAUUUUUUAUUUUUUUAUUUUUAGAAAUGUGCGUGUACAUGCGUGAAAUCAAACAACAAAAUCGCCUUCAAAAUAUGA